CUUAUCUAUGACAUCUUAUAUUGGCUGCGGAAUAUCAUUUGUCUGCCUCAUUCUUACAAUAAUAAUUCAUGUUUGUUCCAAAAAUCUACGGAAAUCAACGGCUUCAAAGAUUUUAAUAAACUUGUGCGCUUCUUUGGCUAUCACUAAUUUGAUCUUUCUUGUUGGGAUGCAACCGUAUACCUCAAAAAUAACAGCUGCUUGUAAGGCAGUGGCUGCUCUGUUACACUACUUCCUUCUGACAUCUCUCAUGUGGAUGGCUGUAAUUGUAUUUAAAACAUACCAGUCACAUUUUAUCCCGAAGAGUUCAAUUUUGUCAUGGGGUCUUCCAGCUGUCAUUGUCACAAUUACUCUGGCAAUUAACUACACAAACAAUUACAUUAGAAUUGAACACGCACAAGUUUGUUGGUUGUCGGAGAUACCAUUCUAUGCUGCUUUCCUGGCUCCCGUCGUGACUAUUCUCAUCUUCAACAUUAUCAUGUUUUUCUCGUUAUCUUGCGUCUUAUCGCAAUGCAAAAUAACAAGCUGCUUCAACACGAAACCAGAAGACUACGUUUUCUUGGAAUAUUUGGUUUGUUUUUCCUGUUCGGAUUAUCUUGGGUCUUUGCAGUCUUCGCUGUUGGGGAAGCAGCAGAAGUGUUUCAGAUUCUUUUCGUUACCUUCAGUGCCUUUCAAAGAACGUUUAUCUUCUUAUUCUACUGUAUAUACAAGAAAGAUACCAGAGACAUCAUCUGCUCGUGUAUAUGUAAACAAAAGAAAGAGAAAGCCAGUAAAGUUUUAAGAACCUAUAAAAGUUCAGGCUCUGGUGAUGGAACAGCAGAAAUGAACACAUAAAUAGAAACGUUAAAACAAACGUCUGUGAAUUGACAGAAAAGACAUUGAUGAGAAUAAUAACGAGGAUAAUCCACAAAAUAUAUAACUUAUUUCGGAUUAUAUGAAUUAAAACAUGAUGGAUAUAUAAAGAUUUGCAAAUUGACAUUCCCCUUAACCAUCAAAUCAUGAAUGGAUCAACUGAAAGAAAUGACAAAAUUAUAUAAAGUAGAAAAACCUAGCGGAAAUCCCGCAGGUGUCGCUACCGAGCAUAAUUACAUAUAAACAACUUAUUAAAUUCAUACUGUUCCUUCCAAAAAUAUAAUCCUUUUUAACAUAAAAGGUCCAGUAAUUAAAAAAGGGCUCAAUAUAUAUUUUCUUUCAUUAAUAACUAUUGUUUAAAUUAAAACACACAUA
Messenger RNA from Octopus sinensis (East Asian common octopus), 1224 nucleotides. Its product is annotated as adhesion G-protein coupled receptor G7-like. The transcript is spliced from 7 exons. NCBI's taxonomy places the organism in Eukaryota, Metazoa, Mollusca, Cephalopoda, Octopoda, Octopodidae. The coding region runs from base 8 to 778 and encodes 256 amino acids. Gene Ontology annotation, biological process: cell surface receptor signaling pathway; adenylate cyclase-activating G protein-coupled receptor signaling pathway. Gene Ontology annotation, cellular component: membrane. The record is from RefSeq and is a predicted model, not a curated record. Gene Ontology annotation, molecular function: G protein-coupled receptor activity.